CAGUUUAAAUUUGUAGCGUUUCGCUGUUAUCAGUGGUUGGCUUUAAAAAAAAAAUCAAACUAUGAAUAAUUGAAGUGAUAAUAUUAUAUUUUUUCAUGGAACUAGCCCAUUAAACGUCAAGACUCAAGAAAGACACUGACUUAAAUAGAAUUCAAAUGAGCUCAGACGAAGUCGACAAAUCGACAGAACAAGUCCUUGAAUACUACAAAAAGUAUUCGCAGAAUCGUAACCUACCAAAAUAUUUCUCAGGAACUUCAGUGUCUUACUUACCUCCCAUAAAUACUGAGAGCACGGAUGAACAGGAUGACAAAAGUUUUGAAAAAACGCCUGCAAAAUCGUUAUAUCAGUCUAACCAACCAAUUGAUAUUCCUGAAAUUAGGAUUGUUGAAGAGCAACCAAAAGAUGUGACAGGUGAUUCUCCAAAUGCCAGUUCAUUGGAAAGUCCUUCAGCAGAACACAAAAAACUUGAAUGGGAUAACGGUGCUGAUAUUGGAUAUAAUUCAGCUAGAAAAAAUUCUGAACUACAGUUAAGAAAAAGUUCAUCGCUUCCGAUUUUUGACAAUUUAAAAGAAAUAAAACCCAAUGUUAUCAUACCAAUUACUAGACCAUCAAGUACCAUCAAAGCCUUGACCAGUAGUGUGUUAAUUGAUGCUCUAAUCUUUAGUUCAACAAGCAGUUCAGAUGCUUCAAAAAAAAGUUUAGAAAAAGUAUCAUCUAGCUCAUCAACAACCACUGAAGGUAAUCCAAAACCCUUAAGUAGUUCAAGUACAAGUUCAUCUAACGCUCCUGUAAAUGCUAAUUCAAGUAGUUUAGACGCGGAUGAAACGAGAUUUAAAGGUUUCCAAAUGUCUCUUGAUUUUUUAAAAAAUAAAUUUGGCAUACCAGAUGCACAGUCGACGCCCUACAUUGUAAGCAACGAAAAAACUACCGAAAAUUUGACACCUUUGACCGCCAAAGUAGUUGGACAAAAACCUAGUAGGAGUAAAUCAGAAGCUUCACAGGCAAGCAAAACCAAAAUGCAAAAAAUUGACAAACCAUACGAUGCUAAUUGUAGUGCCCCGGAUUUGACACUAAGUAAUAAAUCACAGACUAUCCAAAUUGAAAAAUUUAGACAACCUAAAAUUGAAAAUCAAUUUGAAUAUAAAACUGAAGCGGCACAACAACAAGCCUCAACAUUAAAAACAAAUAUUGUCAGUAUCUCUGAAGAUUCGGCUUCCAGUUUUGAAUAUUUUAGUGUAAAUAAAGAAAGAAUUCAGACUCAGAAAUCUGCUUUUGAGAAUUCAAGCAAAGAAAAUCCCAUCACAUCAAAAAAAAUAUCCUUAUCUGAAUCUGGCAAUGAUUCAAGGACUGACGACAUUGACAGACUUUUAGAAGCAUUUCAUAAGCUGUUGGAGACUAAAAAAAUUAGUUCCACCAAAAAAAAAAAGUAUAUGAAAAAAGUGUUUAGGGAAUUCUGCCAAAUUGAAUCUUCAGGCAAUUCUACAACGAGUUCUGAUCUAUUUUUCCCAAAGAAAUCUUUAUCUAGCAAAGUAGAUUCCAAGGAAAUUACGCCUGUUGUUGCCUCAUCAAAGGACACCAAACACAGUCACAUAAGUAGUAAUGAAAGUAGAUCAAUAACAGAAUCAGAGUGUCAGCAGUGCAUUGAAGAAAUUGAGUGUAUAAUUAAAGUAUCACCAACUGAUAGCGAACCUGAUAAGACUAAAAGGGCAGAAAAACUACCUGCUAAAGAUAAGAUCAGUACAAGUAAAAAUAUUAAUGCAAUUGCAUCCAGUGGUGAGUCUUCACAGCCACCAACUAAUGCUCAAUUGGCCACUUCUCCUAGAGCUUUAGAGAGUGAAGGUGUCAGUAAAGAUUUAAAUAGAAAGUUAAGUUCUCAAACAGGAAUAACACAAACCAUUAGACAGGAUCAGGUAGUUCCAGCUGACAUAAAUAUAUGUGAGGCUAAUUAUAAAGCAAGUAGAACUAAUUCCAAAAAAGCUAUUGCUACAACUCCAACAAGCCUACCCCGAUCUGAUUCACAAUUAUCUGACAAAUGCUCUGUUGAUUGUUUAUCAACAUUUGCUGAAAAAGAACGAAAUUAUCAUCUUAAUUGGAUCAACAGUGAGAUAAGUCAUCUUUCAAAGAUUAAAAUCAUUCUGGAGAAGAAAAAACUUGAGAAAAACAAUAAAACUACUAGAACACAGAGACACAUUUAUAAUAUUACUGAAAAACACGGCUCUUUGAGUCGAAACUUUGUCAUUCAAACCAAAGUUCCAGAAGAUCAAACUGUUAAUAAUUAUAUUAUUAAUGGCAAAGAAUAUGUUGUCUCAGGUUCUGGAAAAUCCGAAGGAAAAUCUAUUGACAGUGAUGUACCUUAUAAAGCUAAUAUUGAAUUGAAUUAUAAUGAAUACGAAAACAAUAUUGAAAUAAGGACUAUUUGUAAUUUUUGCAAGAAAGUUGAAUGUCUUUGUUCUAACGCAACAUUGAAUUCCAAAUUAUCCUCUUUGAAAUCUAAUUCCAAUUUGUGUUUGAAUUGUGAGCAACAAGUUUGCUGUUGCGAAAAAGGGAAUUCCGAGGGGAAUUCUGUUGAAGGCAAAAAUGUUGUGGCUCCUAAAAUAUCACAUCAGAAACCUGGUAAACCACAAAAAGUAUGUCUGAGUUGUCAAUUGGUUGAUUGUGGUUGCCAAAACCAAAAAGACCUUUCUGAAGAUAAGGACUCUCAAAUUCCUUCAAGAGGUACAAUAAGUUACAAAGGAGCUUCAAGCAAUAGUUCAACUCAGUCUCAUAUAUCUUCUUCAGAUAGCUCUAAUUCUUUGAAAAAAGUGUUCAAAAAGUGCAGAUGCACAAUUGCAGACGCUAAGUGCAGCUGUUUUUUUGUGAAAAAACUACUAGAUAGAUUCCAAAUGCCACAAGGCCAAAUUGCUGGUCUUCAUAAAGGAAUUGAACCGCCUACUGCAGGAAGCCUAAACUCAUUAUCUCAAGACAAGUGUUGGAAACGUUCCAGGGUUGGUAAUUUGUCUGCUGCUACUUCUUCAUGUAAAAGUAGUCAAACAAAGGCUGACAUUAUUUUUGCAUCCACACAAACUGAAAUUGCUCGUAAUUCUGUACCAAAGAUGGAUAGAGAAACAUUUACAAGCACUGAGCAAAAAGAGAUGCAUAUAGGCCUGCCAAAAAUUUCACUGGAAAUUGAGGAACAGGAUGAAAUUUUUGCUGAAAAAGUUGAGAUGACUUAUGAAAAAAAUGCAUGUUCCGUAGCUCCAAAGAAUUCCACCACAUAUCGCCAUUUUGGAACUCAAGUGUUUCCUAAUUUUGGAACUGCCGAAUCUAAAUCUUCUGUUGCCAAACUGUAUGAGAACGUUCAAGUCCAACCAGUUGAAAAAUUAAAUAAAAAUUUGAACACUGAACCUCCAAACACUGAAGACAACGAGGGCGACAAAGCUACCUGUGAUAUAGCUGAAGAGAUAUGCUCAAAAUGUCAAAAAGGCAGAAGCAAAAGUGCGAAUGAAAAAACCAAUGUGACCACGCCUGAGAGUGAAAAUAGAACCUCCGAUUCAGAAAGCAGCCCAUUAUUCCGUAUCACGUGUUACUGUUGCAAACAGAAAGCGUUCUUAGUUGAAGUCAGCUUCUUACAAAAAGGUAACGAUUCUUUGCCCUAUUGUAGCAGAUGUUAUUACAAACGACCCGAUCACUGCUUCCAUGAUCCCAAAUAUAUGUUGCCGAAGUGGCAAAACGAGCAAAAUCGUGAAGGGAUACAAUUUUGCUCAUGCUGUAGAGUCGAUAAUACAAAGUGUCGAAGACGGCCUGAAAGCCUAGCCUAUACUCUGAUCCUACAAGAUCAUAAUUUGAAGCGAAGGUGUAAAUCUUCUAAAAGUAGCUUGAAUAAUGUUAAAGUACAAAAUGGUUGGAGCAGGAAAAGUUUCAAGAAUCAAGAAAACUAUGAUAGAAAAUGCGAUGAUCGGAAAAAUUCAUUAGGAAGAGAGAAACGCAACAAGACUGAUAAAGAUGAUAGUGGAAGAGCCAAAUGGAAGAAAACAUCAAAAUCGAGGGCAGAUGUCAAAAAAACAAAUAAUAGCAAAAAAGAAGAUGAAGCUCAAUAUACUUUGAUGGAGUACCUUAUACAAAAUCGUCCAAAAUUUAUUCUUUCUGCUGAGUAUAGAAGACAGAUGCUUCUGAAUUCGAGAAUAAUAAGGGAGCGACACAAAGAUGCAUUGAAGAUCAAUUUUCUCGUGACCAAUUCAAGACAAUCGAAUAAGGAAAAUUACAAGCUGUUUACAGAAAAAGAAAUGAGAGACAUCAACAAAAAGAAUUAUGAAAAGUUACCUGAAGUUCAAGGGAGGCUAAUAAACCAAAGAGAAAGCCAAUUGAGGCAAGCUGAUAGACUUAUAAGUCAUAGUUUGGCAAAGAAAGUACAAAAAUCCGUUUUAAAAGGGAAAGGAAGUUUUCCUAUAGACAAACCCCUUACAAAUUAAGACUUCUAAUAUACUUUUCGAUAUUUUAAUAAAAUUUGAUUACAUAUCAA
Messenger RNA from Ceutorhynchus assimilis (cabbage seed weevil), 4498 nucleotides. The record is from the annotation of a GenBank genome assembly. Lineage: Eukaryota; Metazoa; Arthropoda; Insecta; Coleoptera; Curculionidae.